UAGGCCCAGUGCGAGACCAAAGCACGAGCGACUCCCGUCGUCCCCGGCCAGGCAGAUGUUGGCCUAAUCCUGGCGCGAACGAAGCGCGCUAUUUCCCUGCUUCCUCUAGGCUAAGCCUGCUUUACGGCAGGGCCCGCCUCGGGAGCGAGCACAGACCGGGCCAGCGAGGCCAGCUGGGCGCCGGCGAGGUCCCCGAACGCGCACGCGCUCUCUUCAGCUCCGGGUGGCGGCCGCCGGAGUUGACGUUAGCCAUGGAAACCGAGAGCUGGCCCGGGCAGGGCUGCGGUGAGCUCGUUGUUCGGCCGCCGCAGUUUUCCUGCCUCCGCAUUCGGGUAAUAACCAACCUCCCGGCGGGAGCGCCCAGCCCGGGUUUACCUGCAAAAAUGCAGUCCCCGGGAUGCCUUCGCGUCUUCUCUUCCCUCGGGUGACUUGAGGCUGGAGUGCAAUCGCACGAUCUCAGUUCACUGGAACCUCCGCCUCCCAGGUUCAAGCGAUUCUCCUGCCUCAGCCUCCCGAGUAGCUGGGAUUACAGGCACCCACCACCAUACCCAGCUAAUUUUUGUAUUUUUAGUGGAGAUGGGGUUUCGCCAUGUUGGCCAGGCUGGUCUCGAACUCCUGACCUCAGGUGAUCUGCCCACCUCGGCCUCCCAAAAUGCUGGGAUUACAGGCGUGAGCCACUGCGCCCGGCCCCAGAAAUUGUCUUUCUCCUCAACUUGGAUUUCCAGUAGUUCAGGUAUUCAAGUACAAUUAUGCUGUAAGUUUUGGGAUUUAGUUGUCUCUUUUGAAUGUUAUCUUUGGAACCCCAGAAGUAAUGUGACCUUAUUGGUCUCUGGACACAGUGUUUGAUUAGCAUUAUUUUUAAAACAUUUGUAAUAUAUUGAUAAUGUUUAUACUCUGUGCUUUAAAAUUAAAUUAUUUGAUCGCUUCUUGGCCUUUUGGCUAAGAUCAAGUGUAAAAUUAAAUUAUUUGAAGCAGUUUGAUGAUGAUACAUUUAACUGUUAAGUGCUGUGCCAAGUUUGAGUUUCUCCACUUAAGGUAGAAGUAGUCACUACUUUAUGAGGAGAUUGUAAUGUGCAAGUUUGUGUUCUCAACUUCAUACCACUGCUUGUACAAAAUGGAACAGUGUUGUAAAUGCUAGUUAAGUUCUUAGGUUAAGCUGCAGAGAUACAGUCAUAAACUGAGUUGCUCAUUUCUGAUAUUAACCAUUCUAAUGUUAAAUUCUGGGUCCUGGGAGCGGGACAGUACAAGACAAAGAGGAAGAAAAGAGCUUUUCCUCUUUCUUAGCUGCUAAUGUAUGAAUGUGAGUAAGGCUUUGACUUUCCAAAGUCACUUGAAAUUUUAAAUUAUAAAAUUUUAAAACUCUGAAGAAUCAUUGGUAGAAUUUCAGCCAAUGUAGUAGUUUAGACAUUUAGGGGAGAAAUGUUUUUGCUCUGGCCUCAGUUGUUCAGUUUUACAAAUUCCUGUAUUCAAUUUUCUUACUACUCAAUGAUGGCUUUUAAUUACUUCCUCCUCCUUUGCAUAUUUGAAUUAACAUAUUCUCUAAAUGCUAAGCUUGUACACAAUUGUGUAGGGGUAGUUGCUGAUGUAGAAGGACACUUGUCACAAUUUGUGUGUAUUGAUCAUUUGUAAGUUGGGACUAAGACUUUUCUGUGGUGUGUGUGUGUGGUUUUUUUUUUUUUUUUGGAAGGGAGUGUGUUGUUAUUCUGUGUUGCUUUGCUUUUCUUUAAAACAUCCUCUUCUAUAUAUUUUUUGUGAUUUAAAUGUUCUUUUUUUAUAGGUUUAUGGUAAAUAUGCCAGCUCUAGAACAAAUGAAUCAGAUUUUACACAUCUUGUUUGUAUUUUUACCCUUUCUGUGGGCACUUGGGACUCUGCCCCCACCCGAUGCACUUUUCUUAUGGGCAAUGGAGCAGGUUUUAGAGUUCGGCCUUGGAGGCUCAUCUAUGUCAACCCACUUACGGUUAUUAGUAAUGUUCAUCAUGUCUGCUGGAACAGCUAUAACAUCAUAUUUCAUUCCAAGCACUGUUGGUGUGGUUCUUUUCAUGACUGGAUUUGGUUUCUUGCUGAGUCUGAACUUAAGUGAUAUGGGUCACAAAAUUGGAACCAAAUCUAAGGAUUUACCCAGUGGUCCAGAAAAACAUUUUUCAUGGAAGGAGUGCCUUUUCUACAUCAUUAUAUUAGUCUUGGCUCUUUUAGAAACUAGUUUGCUUCAUCACUUUGCUGGCUUCUCACAGAUUUCUAAAAGCAGUUCCCAGGCUAUUGUGGGCUAUGGUUUGAUGAUAUUACUUAUAAUACUCUGGAUACUUAGAGAAAUUCAAAGCGUAUAUAUCAUUGGAAUUUUCCGAAAUCCCUUUUAUCCGAAGGAUGUGCAAACUGUGACUGUAUUCUUUGAGAAGCAAACUAGGCUCAUGAAGAUUGGUAUUGUCAGACGGAUUUUGCUAACUUUAGUAUCACCUUUUGCCAUGAUAGCAUUUCUUUCAUUGGACAGUUCCUUACAAGGGCUCCACUCAGUGUCUGUCUGUAUUGGAUUCACAAGAGCCUUUAGAAUGGUAUGGCAGAAUACAGAAAAUGCUUUAUUGGAGACAGUCAUCGUAUCAACAGUACACUUGAUCUCCAGUACAGACAUAUGGUGGAACAGAAGCCUGGAUACAGGAAUCAGACUCUUACUGGUUGGUAUCAUACGUGAUCGUUUGAUUCAGUUCGUCUCUAAAUUGCAGUUUGCCGUGACUGUGCUUUUGACAUCAUGGACGGAGAAAAAACAACGUCGAAAAACAACUGCCACUUUAUGUAUACUCAACAUUGUCUUUUCUCCAUUUGUGUUGGUCAUCAUAGUUUUUUCUACACUACUCUCUUCUCCCUUACUCCCCCUUUUCACCCUUCCUGUGUUCUUGGUGGGGUUUCCCCGACCUAUUCAGAGUUGGCCAGGAGCAGCGGGCACCACAGCCUGUGUGUGUGCAGAUACAGUGUACUACUACCAAAUGGUGCCCAGGUUGACUGCUGUACUACAGACUGCAAUGGCAGCUGGAAGUUUAGGUCUCCUCCUACCUGGAUCUCAUUACUUGGGCCGUUUUCAGGAUCGUUUAAUAUGGAUAAUGAUUCUGGAAUGUGGCUAUACUUACUGCUGUAUUAACAUUAAGGGGUUAGAAUUGCAGGAAACAUCCUGUCAUACUGCAGAAGCUCGCAGAGUUGAUGAAGUUUUUGCAGAUGCUUUUGAGCAAGAAUACACAAGAGUAUGUUCCCUUAAUGAACACUUUGGAAAUGUCUUGACACCCUGUACUGUUUUGCCUGUGAAAUUAUAUUCUGAUGCCAGGAAUGUUCUAUCAGGCAUAAUUGAUUCUCAUGAAAACUUAAAAGAAUUUAAAGGUGACCUCAUUAAAGUACUUGUGUGGAUACUUGUUCAAUAUUGCUCCAAAAGGCCUGGCAUGAAAGAGAAUGUUCACAACACUGAAAAUAAAGGGAAAACACCUCCAAUCUUGCCUGCUUUGAACACUUCGCCACCUCCCAAAUCCCCAGAAGACAUAGAUAGUUUAAAUUCAGAAACUUUUAGUGACUGGUCUGAUGAUAAUAUUUUUGAUGAUGAGCCAACUAUCAAAAAAGUAAUAGAAGAAAAACAUCAAUUGAAAGAUUUGCCAGGUACAAAUUUGUUUAUUCCAGGAUCAGUAGAAUCACAGAGGGUUGGCGAUCAUUCUACAGGCACUGUUCCUGAAAACGAUCUUUACAAAGCAGUUCUAUUAGGAUACCCUGCUGUUGACAAAGGAAAGCAAGAGAACAUGCCAUAUAUUCCUCUCAUGGAGUUCAGUUGUUCACAUUCUCACUUAGUAUGCUUACCUGCAGAGUGGAGGACUAGCUGUAUGCCCAGUUCCAAAAUGAAGGAGAUGAGCUCGUUAUUUCCAGAAGACUGGUACCAAUUUGUUUUAAGGCAGUUGGAAUGUUUUCAUUCAGAAGAGAAGGCCUCAAAUGUACUGGAAGAAAUUGCCAAGGACAAAGUUUUAAAAGACUUUUAUGUUCAUACAGUAAUGACGUGUUAUUUUAGUUUAUUUGGAAUAGACAAUAUGGCUCCUAGUCCUGGUCAUAUCUUGAGAGUUUACAGUGGUGUUUUGCCUUGGUCUGUUGCUUUGGACUGGCUCACAGAAAAGCCAGAACUGUUUCAACUAGCACUGAAAGCAUUCAGGUAUACUCUGAAACUAAUGAUUGAUAAAGCAAGUUUAGGUCCAAUAGAAGACUUUAGAGAACUGAUUAAGUACCUUGAAGAAUAUGAACGUGACUGGUACAUUGGUUUGGUAUCUGAUGAAAAGUGGAAGGAAGCAAUUUUACAAGAAAAGCCAUACUUGUUUUCUCUGGGGUAUGAUUCUAAUAUGGGAAUUUACACUGGGAGAGUACUUAGCCUUCAAGAAUUAUUGAUCCAAGUGGGAAAGUUAAAUCCCGAAGCUGUUAGAGGUCAGUGGGCCAAUCUUUCAUGGGAAUUACUUUAUGCCACAAACGAUGAUGAAGAACGUUAUAGUAUACAAGCUCAUCCACUACUUUUAAGAAAUCUUACGGUACAAGCCGCAGAACCUCCCCUGGGAUAUCCGAUUUAUUCUUCAAAACCUCUCCAUAUACAUUUGUAUUAGAGCUCAUUUUGACUGUAGUGUCAUCAAAUGCAAUGUUUUUAUUUUUUCAUCCUAAAAAAGUAACUGUGAUUCUUGUAACUUGAGGACUUCUCCCCACCCCCAUUCAGAUGCCUGAGAACAGCUAAGGUCCAUAAAGUUGGUUCUCUUAGCCAUCUUAAUGGUUCUAAAAAACAGCAAAAACAUCUUUAUGUCUAACAUAAAAGUUAGAACUAUUUGGCCAAUGUUUGUGCCUUCUGGACUUUAGUAGGCUUUGGUAAAUAUGAGAAAACAUUUGUAUAAUUAUUAUAUAAUGAAUUUUGUAAUGCUUUCUUAAAUGUGUUAUAGGUGAAUUGCCAUACAAAGUUAACAGCUAUGUAAUUUUUACAUACUUAAAAGAUAUACAUAUCAGUGUUCUAAGUAGUGAUAAUGGAUCCUGUUGAAGGUUAACAUAAUGUGUAUAUAUUUGAAAUAUAAUUUAUAGUAUUUUCAAAUGUACUGAUUUAACAUCUAAUAUUAUCUGAAUGUUUGUGUAUCAAGUAACUUGUUUUCAUAGACUUCAAUUCACAAACUUUAAAAAACUUUUAAUAAAAUAUUUUCCUUCCUUUUCAAAUAUCCUUUUAAUAUAUGUGAAAGGAGCAGCAUUCAUCCCAUUCAUCAUGUGAAUAUUCACAGGAAGAGCAAUGUUAGGGUAAUCUGCAUAUGACUACAAAGCAUAUAUCUGACUCAUUAUAUAUUUCUUUCAGCUGAAUUUACUGCUUCUGAAAAAUGAUUUACCCAACAGGACUACCAGUUACUAGUGUCUUAAAGGUAUAUGAACUAAAGUCAGAAGGAGAUGGAAGAAAAUUUUUAUAAUAUGAUCUGAAUUUUAUUUUCAUUCUCUUCUUGCUUAGGAACGUUUUACAGAUACAUGUAAGGGGGAUUAACAAUGAAUCCACAUCAGUUGAGAGAUCAGUUUCCUCUACUUCUUACUUAAUUUCCAGUGAAAUCAGUAGGAGCCCCCUAGAUUUAUACUAAUGUAUUCCCUUUAGAAAUCAUUCAAAUUAUGUGAAAUGUACCAGUUAAGUUGUUAUUAAUAUUCCAUUUAUUUAGUAUGUGGACCAGUUCACUCUAACAAUAUUAAAGGAUAAACUUUUUGGACCAA
Symphalangus syndactylus (siamang) is the source of this 5727-nucleotide messenger RNA. It is a transcript of the gene PCNX4, whose product is annotated as pecanex 4. Gene Ontology annotation, cellular component: membrane. The record is from RefSeq and is a predicted model, not a curated record. NCBI's taxonomy places the organism in Eukaryota, Metazoa, Chordata, Mammalia, Primates, Hylobatidae.